AUGGUUUUAUAUUCAGCAAUGAAGAUAUUAAUAUUCUCUUUCAAUUGCAUCACCUUUAUGGGAGGAACUGCCUUAUUUGGAAUGGGAGUCUGGAUUAAAGUGGAUGCUGGAUAUGUAUUUGUAAUCCUGUGGAACAUAUCAGUGCCCCUGAGGGUGGUAGAGAAUGUAUCGUACCUCUGCAUUUUAAUAGGUUCGCUGUUAAUCAUCAUUGGCUUCCUGGCGUGUUACGGGGCACGGAAAGAAAACAAGUACAUGUUGCUGACAUUCUUCUUGAUCAUGCUCGUGAUCUUCCUGGCUCAGCUUGUGGCUGGUAUGACUUUCAUGCUGUUUUCGAGCCUGUCUGAAGUGUUAAUGGACCAUAUUCAAAAUUGGUUCCAGAAGUUCAUUAAAAAUGACUACGGUAGAGAUAAGGAGAUAACUGACACAUUUGAUAGUCUGAUGCAAAAGUUCAGAUGUUGUGGAAUCAUGGGCUAUAUCGAUUUUGAAAACUCAUAUUUCACCAACACUACAAAUACUUACCCCGGAUCAUGCUGCUUCAGUUCUGGUCCUUGCAUUAUACCUCAUAGGGUGCAGAGUUGCAAUAACUUGUUACGGAACUUUCUGUGGAAAAACCUUACUCUGUUUGGUAUGUUUGCCUUGGGAACAGCUCUAUUUGAGAUCGGAGCAAUGGCCACAUCCAUGAUAAUGUACUGUCAAGUCAGAAAGAAGCUAAUCAAAACAUGAGAAUGGAGAAAAAACUAUGCUUGCAACACUAGUUAAUUUAUGGUUUCUUCCAUUUGAUUGCA
Molecule: messenger RNA, 785 nt
Organism: Hypanus sabinus (Atlantic stingray)
Lineage: Eukaryota; Metazoa; Chordata; Chondrichthyes; Myliobatiformes; Dasyatidae
Product: tetraspanin-1-like
Exons: 7
Coding region: 1-723 (240 amino acids)
Cellular component (GO): membrane
Source: RefSeq, a predicted model, not a curated record